Messenger RNA from Diatraea saccharalis (sugarcane borer), 936 nucleotides. NCBI's taxonomy places the organism in Eukaryota, Metazoa, Arthropoda, Insecta, Lepidoptera, Crambidae. The record is from the annotation of a GenBank genome assembly.
AUGGAGGUGCUUAGGAGACUAGCAGCGGGAUAUCAUGACCUCAUGGAUAAUAAGAGUGAUCCGAGAGUGAAUGACUGGUUUUUAAUGUCAUCACCGUUACCAACUCUAGCGAUCUGCCUCACAUACGUAUUCAUCGUCAAAGUGCUGGGACCAAAACUUAUGGAGAAUAGGAAACCAUUUGAAUUGAAAAAUGUGUUGAUUUAUUACAAUUUAUUCCAAGUAAUAUUCAGCUGUUGGUUAUUUUAUGAGAGCAUAGUCAGUGGAUGGUUUACAUCAUACAGCUUCAGGUGUCAGCCCGUUGACUACUCAAGGUCGCCUCUAGCGAUGAGGAUGGCCAAAGGAUGUUGGUGGUAUUACUUCUCGAAGUUUACGGAGUUUUUCGACACUAUCUUUUUCGUUAUGCGUAAGAAGUUCGAUCAUGUGUCGAAACUCCACGUGAUCCACCAUGGCAUCAUGCCGAUGUCCGUCUGGUUUGGAGUCAAAUUCACACCAGGUGGCCACUCCACGUUCUUCGGUAUGCUGAACACUUUUGUUCAUAUCGUCAUGUACUCUUACUACUUGCUAGCAGCGAUGGGCCCCAAGGUUCAGAAGUAUCUGUGGUGGAAGAAGUACCUCACAGCUCUGCAGAUGGUCCAGUUUGUGUUAGUAUUUGCGCAUGCGUUCCAACUAUUGUUCAUCGAUUGCGACUACCCACGUGCUUUCGUCUGGUGGAUCGGCAUGCACGCUGUUCUCUUCUAUUACCUAUUCUCAGACUUCUACAAACAAGCUUAUAUUAAGAAGACCAAGAAAAAACAGAUGAAAUUGAACAUAGAAAGAAUGAAUGCUGUGAAAUCAGAAUCGAAGGAAAUGAAAUUGCCACUUCUAAACGGCUUCAGCAACGGGUCAGGUUUGGGUGACGUCCGGCAGAGGAUGGCUGGAGCGGUAGCAUCUCAAUAA